Messenger RNA from Cladocopium goreaui, 3582 nucleotides. NCBI's taxonomy places the organism in Eukaryota, Dinophyceae, Suessiales, Symbiodiniaceae. The record is from the annotation of a GenBank genome assembly.
AUGAACCGAUACCUCGGGAUUGAUAAGAAUCUCACAGCCGUACUUGUACUGAUUUUGGUUGGUACUGGAGCACUGCCUGCCCGCUCCGACGAGCCUGUGAAUUCGCCUGGGUUUCGAAUCGAACUCCAAACCGCCGGUCAGGGCUUUGACAAGAAAACCUGCUGGGUUCACGCGCGUGCCGGGGCAAUCCCGGGCGAGGGCGAAGAUGAUCCCGAAAUCGUCAUGACCAUGCAGAAGCUACUGCUAUCCGGGUCAGACGUGUUCUACGCGUUGAAUGAGAUGCGAACGGACGACUUGGGAAAGACCUGGGUUGGCCCUAUUGAACAUGAAACGCUGGGACGACGCGAUGAGCCGGAUGGAAUCGAGGUCUGCAUCUGCGAUGUUACUCCCAAGUGGCACGCGGCUACGGGGAAACUGCUGGGCACGGGACAGAGUGUUCGCUACCAAAACAACCACGUCAUGAAAGUUCGGCGACGCGAGGUGGCGUAUUCGGUUUACGAUGCCGAAAGCCGCACUUGGUCCCCCUGGACAUCGGUGGAGCUACCUGAGGCUCGUGAAGACUUUCACAACGCGGGGGCGGGAUCUGGACAACGUUACGACUUGCCCAAUGGCGAGAUCUUGCUGCCGAUUUAUUUCAAGCGUCCCGAGGAGACCCAAUUCUCUACGACCGUUCUGCGCUGCGCGUUCGAUGGGGAAAAGCUUCGUUACAUCGAACACGGCAGCGAACACACCGUUCCGAUCAAGCGUGGGCUCGCUGAACCAUCCAUCACAAAGUUUGGCGACCGCUAUUUUCUGACGCUCCGCAACGAUGAAUCCGGCUAUGUGACUAGCGGGACCGAUGGCUUGCAUUUCGACAAGCCGAUCAAAUGGAAGUUCGACGACGGCGAGGAGUUGGGGAACUACAACACUCAGCAGCACUGGGUUACCCACAGCGACGGAUUGUUCCUUGUGUACACGCGUCGGGGUGCCGACAACGACCACGUCUUUCGGCAUCGCGCUCCGCUGUUCAUCGCACAGGUCGACCCCGAUCGGCUGUGUGUACUUCGCGACACCGAGCAAGUGCUUGUGCCCGAGCAUGGUGCGCGGCUGGGGAAUUUUGGCGUGGUCGAUGUGAAUGAAGUCGAAACCUGGGUCACAGUGACCGAGUGGAUGCAGCCGGUGGGCGUUGAGGCUUCUCAAAUCUCGCGAUUGCUCCGGAAAAUCAAUCUCUUUGCGGUCGCGCUUCUGCUGUUGGAGCUGUGUGCUUCUCCGGCCAUUGCCCAGAUGUCGAUUGGUUCGACCACCGGUGUGUUGCCGCCGAGCAUGCCCACUAGUUCUCUUAUCCUGGGCGACAACCUCACUUCGCUCCAAUCAUCCUGGCUAUCGGGCGGCACUACCGAUCAACAGGUUUGGAUUUUCAGCAUCAUUUCCAGGGCGAAUCAGAGCACAAGUGGCAGCGUUCCGACCGAUUUUGAUACGGCGGUCGCCGAUGCCAGUAUCGCCCAAUCAGCAGGCCUGCGGUAUGCGAUGACCGGCAACUUGGCCGAUCUCAAUAAAGCCGUGGCAGCUUUGGAAGUGCUCGAUGUUCCUGGCGGAAGUUUCAUUACGCGGCCAGAAGCGCUGACGAGUUAUCUGUCGGCAUAUGACUUUAUCCGAGGAGCGUCUCAAACCGACCUGCCGGCCGCCACGCGUCAGGUUAUCGAGAAUCGCCUACUCACGGUGACCCAAAGCCUGGACACGGGGAACAGCACUUACAGCAACGCCCGGGCAAAGAUUGGUGCCACUCGCGCUUUGGCCGGUGUUAUGCUUCGCGACCAGAUGUUGCUCAAUAAAGGGCUUGAAGACCUUCAGGGCCACUUCGAUUACAGCACCACUGAUGACGGGUGGUUCACUGACAGCCAAGGCCACUACCUUAACUACACGAUGCGGCACAUCGCCCUGUUUGCUCGCGCUUACGAGCAGGGCUCUGGUGUCGACUUAUCGACCAACUUUCAGCCUUACAUCGACAUGAGCAUCGCGCUACGAAAACCGGAUGGCACAACGCCCAACGUAUCGAACGGAUUGAACUAUCCGGUCGGCAUCCACUACCUCAUGUCAUCGACCGAUGCCGAAAGCGCAUCGAAUCUUCGCUGGUACCUCGAAUCGACAGCAACGCACCCCUACCCUUGGAAUAGCACCAAUCUGACCAAUCGAGACCACACCCAUGCUUCACCUUUCGCGCUGGCCGAUGUGGAAAGCGUAACUGCUGCAGAACCUUCGAUGUCACCCACAUAUUUUGCUACAGGUCAGAGCAAGAUCACGGUGUUUCGACACGAUUGGGGCCCCACCAGCGACUACCUGCUGAUGUCGCCUGGCAUCGAUAGCCCGGCCGUGGAGUUUUACAGUGAAGACCCACCGAUAGACCUCCGCUUCGCAGCUUUUCACAGCCACAAUGACACUGGCGAAAUCCUGCUUUCAUCGCAGGGAAAAUAUAUUCUGGUCGCCCCGGGCUACGACAGAACGGAUCUUUCGAACUCACCUAGUGGUUUGUAUGUGAAGUCGCCCCACUGGCACAACGUCGUAUUGGUCGACGGCGAUGUGGGCGGAAACAAUUUGGGACGCGCAAUGCGGCCUGAAGACUUCAUCCACACACACCGGUUAGACAGCACAGAACACGGCGGCUUUGCCGGCGUGAGCGACUUUGCCACGCUGGAGACGAAUUACGGUGGUGUCAACGUCCGCCGGAGUACAGCUUUUGCCAACGAAGACUAUUUCGUGGUCGCCGAUCGGAUGCAGGGCGAUGCAUCACACGAUUAUGGAUUCAACCUCGUGGGCCGUGGCACUCAGACCAUUCUCAGUUCCGAUCCCAAUUACGUGGCCGUAAAGUGGGAAUUUGAUGGAUCGCAGGUAAUCGAGCACUUGCUGGCCAGCGAUAGCCUUACGCUUAGCACCGAGAGCCUGUGGAUGCACGACACCUUCAACGACUUUGAAGCCACGCAGCGCAUGAACGCAACGAUGUCGGCUGAAGAUGGCUUGUUCCUUAGCGUGCUGGAGACGGGUGCCGCUGGAACGGCUUCCCAGCUUGCGAUCACCAAGCUGGCUUCAAGCACCCAGCAUCUGGCGGCCGAGGUCGCGAACGUUGCUGAGAAUUGGGUCGACACCAUUUUGGUGCAGCAGAACGCCGGCGACUUGUUCACUGCGGGCGACAUCGAAACCAAUGCGGAAUACACCUACUUCCGCAAGGUCGACGGCAUGGUCAACUCGCUGAUGAUGGCCAACGGUUCGCUUCUUGCUUAUGAGGGCGACACCCUUCUCGAAACGACAUCGCCGCUGACCAUGACCCUCCUAUUUGGCGAGGACGAACUUCGGGGAACUCUCUCGGGCGAUGGUUUCGUGCCCGGAUCGCAAUUGUUCCUCUACGACCAACUCCCGGUUGCCGGCGCUUGGCUGGAUGGUUCUGCGAUUUCGUUCCAGAAUCUAUCUGGCUACAGCAGUCUUACCCUUCCAAGUUCGGGUUCACUGGUUGUCACAUUCUUGGUCCCCGAACCAAGCACCAUUUUCCUUGCCACCACCGCCCUGCCCCUAAUUUGGUGGGCAUCGCGAAGGCGACGGCAGUCGUCUUAA